AAUGAAAUCAAUAAACAGCUGUUUACGAUAGCAUAUAUAGGAAUAUCAAAGGACAAAGCCGUCAUAGAUACAUGUUUCUACAAGUUUCUAAGGUACAAUGGCAAAUUAUAAAACGAAGUCGGUAAUAAACGAAAUGAAAGCAGAUGAAAUAUUUCAGUUACAUUUACAAUGUGAAAGUGAUCAAGAUACAAAGAGUGAAGACAACGAGGUAGCACUUUCAAACAAUCAAACGACAACUGCUUUAGCCGUAGGAUUACAGAGCUUGAUGCUACAUGGAGGUAAAAACGCCAAGUAUAUAUAUGGAGGACAGCUAGCUGAAACAGACGAUGAUCGGAAGGCAAUGGCUAGUCAGACUGAACAAAACACUUUCACAAAAACUGACGGGAUCAAGUUUGAAUCUGUUAAGGACUCAAGUGAAGACCAAUCUCCACAAUCGUACGAUUCAUCUGCUUAUCCGACUGGGAGUCAUAGUAUGUUGAUACCAGGAGAAGAGAAAAAUGAAUAUGUUUGUGAUCAGUUAAUAGAACAGAGCCUACCCGAAAAAAAGAAGUCAGUGUAUGGAAAUAACAAACGUGGUGGACAGCACGCUCCAACAGACGAAAGCAAUACUUUUAUAUCGACUGAUGGAACCAGUCUUGAAUCUGUUAAGGACUCCGACGGAGAACAACUAGAACAUACACAUAAUCAAAAGAAAACAGCUUUAGCAAUAGGAUCACACAGCUUGAUGCUGCGUGGAGAAAGAAAAGCCAAGUAUAUGUAUGGGGAACAGUCAGCGCAAUCGUACCAUCCAUCCGCUUAUCCGACUGGAAGUCGUAGUAUGUUGAUACCAGGAGAAAAGAAAAACGAAUAUGUUUGUGAUCAAUUUAUAGAACAGCAAACUCGGUCAAAGACUCAAAUAGUGAAUAGCAAUCAAACUGGUACAUGCAACUUGAUGGCAAAGGAAGCACUACAAGCAGAGUGCAGUUAUAAACAGCAGGACAGAGCUUUAGAUGAGGACGGAAUUUCCAAACAAGUUGAUUCACAGGAGGCAGACGAGUUGUUUCCAGCAGUUAGGAAUCUUCAACUAAGCCCUGCUGACCUAGAUCUGAUCGAAAAGGUCUGUGCCAACGAUGGUUUGCAUGGAAGUACGUCGUCACAUACAACGAGAUGGUAAAAGUACGAUAUACGAGUACAAAGGCUAAUCGUGGAUGAAGUCAUUCCUUUGGGAAUAAUUUGAAAUUGAAAACUCGCUGAUUUUACAAUUUACGAUUCAUAUUCAAAUGCUACUGGCAAAAGACUUACCAUUAAUACCCCCUUCUUGUACCACAUUGCUUGGUAUGCUCAACUAAAUUAAACUUAAUGUGUUGUCAUGCAGCUGAGAAAAUAGUACAUAAUUCCUUAAACGUGACUGGUUUUCUUCAUAAAAGCUGGUGGUUGAUCUUUGAGUAUAUCAAACUGACACAGUGCACACAGUUUUGUACUUAUAUCACAUAUCUAAAACGCUCUCAAAGUUCUCAAAUCAUGCGAAUUGCUACCAUUAAUCACGUAGAAUGUUAUGUAUUUAAUAUUAAGUGCUUCGGUACUCAAGAGAGCUAUGCUAACGUAGGUUGUGCUACGGAUAGAUUAUCUUGUCUGUCACAUGUUCGUUGCAUUUUACGUAAAGUAUUGUUGCUAAUUCUACUGCGACGGAUAGGUUGGUCAAUCCUCAUGACAUGAUAUUAUGAAAUGUUAUAGCGAUUACUUCGGUUUGCUCUAUGUGCAUGUAUAUCUAUCAUAUUAAUUGUAACAUUGCACUGAACAGCAAUUUUAUGUCACAUACUAAGUAUAUACUUAAAUGGUGUACUAGUAAAGGAACUUAAACCAGUAUCACCUAUGCCUAUGCUAUAUGGUGUGUCCUAGGAUCAGUGAUAUGACGAAAAAGUUACAUUAUGUAAACUAAAGCAGUAUGAGUUAUAGGCAGGAAUCCUAGACUACUAAUUUUAAAAGUGGUCAUUUUUGUACAGGUGAUGAAACUAUCACUCAAACCAAUAGAAGUUGUAACAAUGUCAGCUUUUAGCAGACGUUAGUCAGCAAUCCGUUUAUUACUCUCUAAUGUUCAGCGUAACUGAGAUCGAAAGAUUUGUGUAGAACAAAUUUUAUUAGUAUACCAUCUACCAGUUACGCAGGAAAGAACUAACUUUCAUUUAGAAAGUGUCUCUUUGAGUAUAUAUAAAGUGAAAUAGCUGAUUCUCAGCUUGCAAGUGCAUAACUAUACAGUUGCUUGUACAGAGAGCAAAGUACAAAAGCCUCGAUGAAAUGAAACAAAUCCUAUCGUAAUACCCUAACGUCUUUAAUCUUACGUUCUAGAUAGCUCAUAGAAGCUAUACCUGUGUACUAUCGAAGCAUGCUUUGAAUGAAGGCAUAUAAAAUCUGAGCAUCGAAAAGCUGAGAAAAAGAUAAAAGUCUCAACGCAUAGUUGUUCCAUACUUUGUUAGCAUAUCAACUUCUCUCAAGAGUGGUGGUGUUUAAUAUCAUUUAAGUAAAAAGUAGGGACCUCCAUGGUCGAGUGAUUAAGGUCGCUGACUUCAAAUCACUUGCCCUUCAUCGAUGUGGGUUCGAGCCGCACUCGUAGCGUUGAAUUCUUCAUGUGAGGAAGCCAUCCAGUCGGCUUACGGAAGUCGGUUAUUCUACCCAGGUGCCCGCUUGUGACGAAAUAAUGCACGGAGGGGCACCUGGGGUCUUCCUCCGCCAUUAAGGCUGGAAUGUCAAAAGCACUACCCUAUGGGAAGUCAAGCUGAAUAUCAUUAGUUUUAUGCUAAUAGUUUUAAACAUUGAGUGAUAUACCUGAUCCCUGAAAUUAUUAGGUUCAUUAUUUAAAUCGCUUGGAAAACGAAUCAUUAAGGCGAGAUAGCCAGAAGAAAUAAUUUUGAUUUAAUAGUUUCAUGUUCUAGACAAGGAUCUUCAUUCCUCUCAUAGCACGACAUUGUCUAACAAAAUCUUUACAGAACUUAAAGUGAACCUUGCGUAUAUACACAAUAUUUUUGAAGUUUCCUGUUCUUCAGCGUUCCGUUAAUGAGAAUCCAAUGGAUGACACCUAGUCAUCUUGUGGGAGCUUUUUUAUUAAAGAAAAUACAAAAUGCCUCUUUACGUCAAAUUUAAAUGCUGUUGUUACGACAGGAAUAGUGAUUAAGCUUGUAUUGGAGUUUAUUUAAUUAAUUGAUUACUUAUUAUAGCUAUCAUUUUUCGAAAUUGCACAAUUAACACAUCCAAUCUUUUUUGUAACCAUUUACAUUGAUUUUAUAAAAAAUCAAUUCAUAUUUUAACUAGGCCUAUCAGUAAUUGGAAAACAAAUAGACAUGUCUCUCAACUCUAAGUAAUGUUGACCUGUAUGCAAACAUACAAGGAGAUUCAGCAUCUAUCUGUACAGCUGGAAUAGAAUCAGCUUGGUAAACAUGUGCUUGACUACCUUAUCAUUGAACUUACAUAGUCUUUAAUGAUCAGCUUGAAUGAAGCCGGACUUGACUGCUUUAUGUUUGAUUAUUUAUCCGCGACGUUUAUGAAUGGAACUGUUUUCUGUAGUACAGGAACAUCUUUUUUAAUGCUAAAAAAAUAAAGCGAAUUCUAUGAAUUUCAAAAGUACACUCAACAUCUGCACAUGUUGCACAAAAUACAAUAAUUUUAAAACAUCCGCAGAUGUGUUCAUACGACCGUGUUCAUGUAACCUUCAUUGAACUCACUAGAGCGCAAUUCCGUGAAAAGUGAUGUAUGGUCCAGAUUUAAAAUAAUUGACAAGAAGACAAUGGGCAGAUGAACAAAAAGAAGUAAAAUUUAGAGCGGAAACUAGGGGUUAUGGAGUCUGCAUAUCGCAGACACCGUAUCCAAAUGGUGAUUGAACGCUUCUCGGGAGAAAUGGGUCCACCCAAACCGAAAUGUUUAAAUUGCAGAGCUUAACAGUAACGCUAACACAGCAUAAAUGUCGUGCUGAAAGAUCUGAAGAUGUCAAAAUACGUUAGCUCUGACUGAAUGUUCGGGUAGACGUUUUACGGCCGCCAUCCGGCACAAACAACGCUGCUGUGACAAGACCAUAAUAUAGGCAUUUAACUAGUGCAUUUUAUUUUCAAGGGAAAUAAUUGUGGUCUGACUGUAUUAUUUUGAAAAUCACAGUUGAGAUUUUUUUAUGUGUGCACCGGUACAGUUUUGCGGGGAAGCGAAAGUUGACAUGGAAUUUUGUCUUCUUCUAAAAACAAGUGACUGAUACAUGUAGUUGCAGUCUGUCUUUGGAAGCUGUAGAAAUAACAAGAAAGAGGCUGACAUAGUGUUUUGGUAGGGAAAAGUUUGAGUAUGUACAUGUACAGUUGUUUGACCUGUCUUACCCUGUGGCAGUCCAAGAAGAUGUUACCAUUAUGAAAAAUGCAGGAGAACUUGAAGACAAUUGUUAGUGCAGAAGGGACAUAAAAGUUAUGACAAAAGUAACAGAUAUAAAUAAGAAGUGCUACAAGUGUGUUGUCAUGUGAAAUGGAAUUUACCCCAACUGUGCUGCAAGAUGUAUAUUCAAGUGCAAGACAGCCAUGCACCAGCUGUAAACUGAGAUGGACCCAUAUAAUAAAUAUGUUGACUUUUCUAUGUAUUAUCAUCUGUACAGAAUGUGUUCAUGACAAGACUGUAUACAUAUAUUGUUAAAUCAUUUUUAUUUCCAUUAUUGCAUGCAUGUAAGAAGCAAGCAUUUAACAAUUGCAUUCAUAGAAGUGUUAAAAUGUGAUCAAUCUAAUUUAAAGAAACACAUUUAAUUGGACUUUUUAAGUUUCAUAGUAUUUGUGGUGGAGACUGACCCAGUCAUUCAGCAACUUAUACUGUCUGUGUGUCAUUUCUUGUAUGUUAUAGUUUUCUUAAUAAUACAUUAAAUGUCAAAGUUAUGGUAAGAUGAAGUCAUUCAUCACUUGUAGAUUAAUGUUAAAGCAGUUCAACAUUUUACCAUAAGUUAACUAAUAUUCUAUUUAACCAGAGUUGUCACAUAUUUUCAUAUAAAUAUUUGUAUAAUACAGUCUAAUCUAAUCUACAUAUGAUGUUCCACAAUUUUUUAGUUAUAUUUUAUGUUGAUAUUUUAUGUUGUUUUCAUGUCUCAACAUAUAAUUACUAACAUCAAAGAAACUUAAGUAGUUUACAAUUUGGUUGGUAUAAUUGGUUGUUUUGUUUAUAUAUUUUAUUUUUUUCCAUCCAGGAGAAUAAAGAAAUAUACAUUUCAAAAUAUCUCAUCAUUCUAGAUAAGUACACUACAUAAUCAAGAUAAAAGAAAUAAGAACAAAAUAUGUUGGUGGAAUUUUAUUUUCAAAAAUUUGAUAUACAGUCUUUGUAGUAUUUACUUCUUUAGAUAUGUUGGACUGAAAUGGGAAUAACAACAUACUUUAAAUUUUUGUAGUCAUAAGUUAGUAUGGGAAUUAUUAACUUAACUUAAAAAGAUUUUAUCUCACUGUUAUGCAAUCUGAGCUUUAAUAUUUUUCAACAUUGUCAUUGGCAACAAGGCUCAAAAUUAUUUGUUUUGUAUACCUUGCAUUCAUGUGUGAUAAAUGCUUUUAUGGUAUUCUUUAACAUAAUUUAUGCUUUUCAUCUUACCAUGGAUUAAAAAAUAUAAAUUUAUUUGUCUGAAAAUUAAGGUAAAAAUACUGACUGAUUAAAUUGCAAUAUAAGAAAGCUUAUUUGAGAUAAAGGGAGGUAAUUCCAUAAAAAAAUAUGUAGAAUGUAGAUGAUAAAUGUAAUGAAGGGAGGUAAUAAAAUAUUGUGAAGUUA
Mercenaria mercenaria is the source of this 5742-nucleotide messenger RNA. RefSeq lists its product as uncharacterized. The transcript is spliced from 17 exons. The coding region runs from base 98 to 1153 and encodes 351 amino acids. The record is from RefSeq and is a predicted model, not a curated record. NCBI's taxonomy places the organism in Eukaryota, Metazoa, Mollusca, Bivalvia, Venerida, Veneridae.